UUAACUCGUAUGACUGCCACGGUUAAACAUGUUACAAACAUGUUAUUUUUGGUUAUUAAUAAUGACGUCGGUUAAGACCGACAAUAUUGUCUCGAUCGAAACAUCUGUGGCACCCGCCAAAUACUGCCGAAAUAAAGAAAGAUUAAUAACGACCGAAGAAAACGACGAAUAUUUGCUUAUUAGUACCGAACUCGACACGAUCGUUGUUUUGGAAUGUCGAUUUUGCAACGAUAAAGAGGAGAGACAGUCAAAAAUUUGGUACUAUCAAGAUCGCUACAGAGAAAAUCCUGAAAAGGAAGUGGAAUUAGGAAUGGACAAUAAUUCCUCUUACAAUAGAAUUUACACGAAUAUCGAUCUAUCUUUGGUGAUAAAAAAUUUCACGACCUCAGAUGCUGGAAUUUAUUUGUGCCACGGGGUAGAAGGACAGGAAGUGGAAAAUAAAUUCAAUUACAGAAUCGAACCUAUCUUUAAAGAGCACGGAGUAUCGUACACGGAACAGGGAAACAUAACCGAUUGGGAGAAAUAUCGCGAAAUAUAUUUAGCAUCGAUUACCACGCGAUUUGCUGUCUCCCAAAUGUCUGAGUUGGCUGAAAUUCGAGAGGCCGGUGUAACGCUGCAGGUAACUUCUGAAUGGGGACCAUGGGGUCCAUGUGAACAUUGCGUUCAUAACCGUGGAUAUAAAACAAGCACUGGAAGUUGUCGAUUAAAACGACAUAUAGACAUGGCGAUUGCCAACAAAAGCGAUUCCUCUAUAGUCAAAUUUUUUCGAAGAUCCCCUUCCUUGCCUUGCAAAUCAAUUCUACUCGAAGAAGAAUUCCCUGCUAUCAGCAACGCGGUUCGUCAUUUGCCGGAAUUCAUACUGAAGGAAACGUGCAAGAAAUGUCCGCGCGAGAAGAAGAAGAAGGGUCGAAAGUUCAAAUACCUUAAGCGAUAUGUACUCGCCGAAGGAGCUUAUCUUACCGUCAUUUGCCCAGAGUCGACCAUCGAUACGCAGGUAUCGUGGAAAAAGGAUUCGAUUACAUUGGAAAAAGGUGUGCAACGAUCUUUUCGUAAAUUAGACCCGGAGGCACGUGUGAUAGUGGACGCUUUUGGAACACUUUAUCUCAUAGAUGUUUCAACCCAUGAAGAAGGGAACUACACGUGCUACGUCGAUGCAAUUAACAUGAUGCAAUUAAAAGUCACCGUAGUUCCUAAAACUAGACUGCUAACGCAGGGUUUACUCCGAAGAUGUGUGAAUUGUAGAUCAAGAGGAGAGUUAGGAUCAUGCAAGGAUCCUUUCACUAUGAACGCGACAGAGAUCGAAAUGGAAAAAGGGGUCGAUGCUGUGCCCUGCGCUUCUGGAUGGUGUGGUAAAAUUAUCGAGAGACACGGCUUAAAUAAUGAAUACGGCACAGCCACUCAAAGACUAUGCUUCCAACGUGGACCCGACGACGGUGAAGAAAGAUGCGCCUACACGGUGUGGAAUUAUAAAAAGGUGUACAUGUGUCUUUGUUUCGGAGAUUUGUGCAACGGUACGACGAGAUUAAAUAUUUCCAAUGGACUGAUCGUUGCAACACUCGCUGUAUUACUCCGAUGGUUCGUUUAAGGAUGUUAGAAUUGAAUCGAAUGUAUAUUAUUGUACAAAGAGUUCCUUGUAUCCGUACGUGAUGUGAUAUUACAGAGGAUAUCGGUUGUUGAUCUUAAACGAACGAGCAGUGUGUAAAAAUUGUACGCUAAUUUUAUUUAUAUCUUAUGUAUGAUAAUCACAUGAAAUUGAGGUAUACGCAUUUCACAUAAUAAAAUCCGAGUGGAACGUUAUACACAAAUUAGUACAAUGUUUUAAUUGUAUUAAUAACACGAUGCACCGCAAUUUGCGUACAUUACACUCGUGAAACUGUUAAAUGCAGAUUAUUCGUGAGCAAUAAUGAUACUUGUAUACAAUACUGGUACAUCUGUUUCGAGCAUGAUCCGCUUUUAACAGGUUUAACGAGUGCAGGAUUAAUUAAAUCCGCAGCUGAUGCAGACAAGAAUUUGUUGCUACGUUAAACGAUAUAAUAGAACAUUUCGACGCUAAACCAGUCAACGUUAAAUAGCGCGACAUACGUUAAAUAGAAAAAUACAAAAAGGAUUUUCUUAAUUAUAGCUUCAUAAAAUUCUGCUCCACGUAGACAGCAUCCGAUGUUACCUUUUUCCUUUAUCAAGACGCUAAUGAG
This is a messenger RNA of Megachile rotundata (alfalfa leafcutting bee), 2192 nucleotides long. Its product is annotated as QVR superfamily protein rtv. The record is from RefSeq and is a predicted model, not a curated record. Lineage: Eukaryota; Metazoa; Arthropoda; Insecta; Hymenoptera; Megachilidae.